UUUGUUUACCUUUUUGUGAGGAAAAAACGCACACGCAGCUCAAAAGCAAACGAACUUUUCUAUCCCGUCCAGCUACCGUAUCUGUAUGCAGCAACCCGUCGAAGGAUCAGGAUGGUGGUUAUAAGCGUGAAACGGUUUACCGAAAUACAGAACUUUAUCCGCAACUAUCAUGGCCUGUUCGUGAACUGCAACAUGGAGCUGGAGGCCAAGUUUCCCGAAUACUCUUCCGACACGCUCGGCAGCAUUACGGCGAAGGAGGUAGUGCAGCGCGUCAAAUCGAAUCAUUCCAAAAUCAGUGCCAAAGCUGCUUCCCUAGUGAAAGAAUAUCAAGCAACCGCUCGGCAAACAUUGGCCCACGACGUGUUGCAGAAAAUGGCCAUCGAACUACAAAUCCCAUCGAUAGUGUUGUGCCGCAUCCUGCUGGCCAAAAUCUACAGCGACAUGGCGAAAUCAGAGGUAAACGAAAUGCUUCGCAUGCCGGAUCUCAUCCCCGACUCGUUGCUGGCCGUAAAUGUAAGCUACUGUCUGUACAGCGAAACGAUGGACGGACCCAUCACCGAUCUGGUGCGUCGGUUUAUCGGCGAAGAGUACGAGGUACGGCUGAAGAAGAUGGCCCGGGAUGCGGGUAUGGUUUUCUACGACGAAGGCGAUCUACGGCGCACGGGGUACGACAAAACGCCCGACCUGAAGAUGGCCGUGCCGUUCAUGUACCGCGGCCAGGUGAUCAACUGGAUCGAGAGUAAGGCGUCGUUCGGGGAUAUGGAUUCGCACAAGCGGUACGUGAAGGAUCAGCUGUCCAGCUAUGGGAAUCGGUUCGGUCCCGGAAUCGUGAUUUACUGGUUCGGCUACUUGGAGAGCAUUGCCGAUUGUCCGGAAAAUGGGAACUAUGUGAUAGUGACGGAUGGAUUCCCGGCAAAAGACGAGAUGGAAUUUCUUACCUUUAAUUUACCCGCCUUCGUGGAGGACGACGACACGGGCAGCGAAGACAAUAGGAUAACCAAAUAAUGUUAGAUAUUUAAUAGAUAUUUUAUUGUAAACCUUAUU
Messenger RNA from Anopheles merus, 1044 nucleotides. Its product is annotated as CDAN1-interacting nuclease 1. Lineage: Eukaryota; Metazoa; Arthropoda; Insecta; Diptera; Culicidae. The record is from RefSeq and is a predicted model, not a curated record. The transcript has 2 exons. The coding region runs from base 112 to 1005 and encodes 297 amino acids.